AGCAGUCGCAGGGCUUGUGACAACCACAAACCCGCCCGACGGCAAAACCCUGUGCUUGUCGACAUCCGCGAACGAUUGGAUGCUGCAGCGCGGGCAGGUGAUCCCGAGGGGAGUUAAAACUCAAUUGAGGGAUGUGGUUCGGGGAAGUAAAGGGGUUGUUGGGGGUGUGUGGAUCUAUAAUGACACGUUUAGGCCGAAGGCGAUGGAUAUUAUACAUGUGCGGAAGGAGGUUAUGCUGAUCGCAAUUUACCCGCUCACCCACGCCCUAACCUUCUCGGCACCUGAUGGACAGACAAUACAUGCCAAGGCUGAUUCGGUGAUGGUCACAAUUCCGGAUGUCUUGACGCCGACUACAUCGGAAACUCGGUUAUUAGAUAUUGAUGGUCGCGUGGAGAGGAAGGAGAGACCCAACCGUAAUGCAUGGAAGUCGUUUAGGGUUCCGAGAAAUGGGCAGGAUUAGGGGACAUUGUCUGAGAUUAGGCAGAAGUGU
Messenger RNA from Saitoella complicata NRRL Y-17804, 490 nucleotides. RefSeq lists its product as uncharacterized. The record is from RefSeq and is a predicted model, not a curated record. The coding region runs from base 203 to 460 and encodes 85 amino acids. The transcript has a single exon. NCBI's taxonomy places the organism in Eukaryota, Fungi, Ascomycota, Saitoellomycetes, Saitoellales, Saitoellaceae.